Molecule: messenger RNA, 3027 nt
Organism: Harmonia axyridis
Lineage: Eukaryota; Metazoa; Arthropoda; Insecta; Coleoptera; Coccinellidae
Exons: 7
Coding region: 534-1439 (301 amino acids)
Molecular function (GO): acyltransferase activity, transferring groups other than amino-acyl groups
Source: RefSeq, a predicted model, not a curated record
CGAUUUUUUAGGUUUUGAAUGAAUUAAAUUGUUAUAUAGGAAUUAACGGGGUAUUUCUUGAGUUUUUCAAGUGAUAAAAGACGGUUGAGAUAAAACCUUGAGUUUUUUUGUGGAUGUUUGACCUUCGGAGCGAUUUUGACAGGAAUUGGAACGAGCUGAUUUUCGUACCCCGACGCGGACAACGGCGGGGCGAAUCAUCCCCACAAUUUCAGCCUGGGGUGAUUUUUGCGCAACUCUCCAAGAGAAGAAAAGUGCGCUUGCUUCCGCUACCGUCAGACGGAGCUGGAGCCAAGUGGACUACCUCUGCAGUACAGGGGGAACCACCGGGGGCUGCAGUCCUCUCCGCACCCUCGCGAAGCGGACUUUGCUCUCCUUCCUCUCGCACUGGUUCGGCUUCUUUCCGUGGAUAAACGCGAGACUACGUCGUUUUUCAGCAUCCUGAAUCGAUACGUGGCCUGCACAGGUUAAUCCAGGUUCAAGCAGAUCCUAAGAAGAAAGCAGGGAUUUUUUGCGAAGUUGCUCGGCGACGAGCAAUGGAAGAAGUGUUGCCCGAAGGAAAGAAUUUCAAAUUGUUAGAAGACUCGGAGCUGGAAGAAGUAGUCGAUUUUCUGAGUAAUUACUUGCCGGAUUCCAUCAAGUUCCAUCAAACCUUGAAGACUUACCUGAACGACCGCGUUUGGGAUUUCCAUUUCUACGUGAAUAAAGAGUGGCCCGAACAACCUUUGGUCCUACAUUUUCCCGGUAUGACGAAAACGCCGAACAACAAAGUCUACGAAAGCUUCAGCGUGUUCUGUCCUUGCGAUCAGCUGGACAACUUAGAUCAACUGAAGGAGGAAGACGUGUUGAUUGACUGGACCCGGCCAAUAUACAUGAACUUCACGCAUGCAAGCAUCAUGGAAAGGAUCGAGGAGUUCUACUCAGAAAUAGGAACAAUGGAAAAGAUGACUGGAGACAUUUAUGUCCAGACUGACGAGGACUGGGAGGAAGGGAGCACAGAAAUAGAAUUCGCAGACGAUGCGGAGAUGCUGCAGCUGUCACCCGAGCAUGCACCCACCAUUUACGAACUUUACCCCGCAAAUCACAUGGAAUGCAUCGAGGUGUUCGAAAAGCUCAUGGCAACACUGCCCUGUUACGGUGUCUUCUCCAAGACGGGAGAACUUGCCGCUUGGAUGGUACAGUCGUACUAUGGCGCGAUGUUUUCGAUGCAGACAAAGCCCGAUUACAGGAGGAAAGGCUAUGGCCUCAUCCUUGCCAAGUACCUGACCAACAUAGUCAAAAACCGCGGUUAUAUGCCUUUUGUGGUUAUCCGUCCUGAAAACGAUGCUUCUAAGGGUCUCUACACAAAGCUGGGAUUCAAGAAACACUUCGAAACCGUAAGGGCCAUCUUACACCCGAAUGAUAUGGCAAACGACCAUCAGGGUGGGGGGGAGGCAUCGUAAAAUAACUAAUUCUGACUACCACGCACAUUUUUAAUAGUGGCUUUCAUUCGAAUAAUAAGUAUGAUGAUCAUUUGCUCUGUACUUUCUCGAGAUGCCGCAAUGAAAAUGGUCGAGUGUGUCCAGACCUUUAGAGGUGGAUUUAACGGUCAUCAUUCUUUGGAGAAAGAAACAUGAAGGCAGGAAAUUUACAUUUAAUUCAGGGCGAAUCAUUAUGUGCGCUCAGGUAACAGAAACAGCUACAAAACCUAUACACAAUAUGAACCAAUCUCUUGGAUCGUUCAAGUUCAUAGAGGUCAUGACGUAUCAUUUUUCAAAAGCUGAAAAACAGAUAUCUUACAUAUCGAAUGUAUGUUUCUUUUUAUUCUGGUCGCAUUUUUGCUGCUCUGAAUUAAAGUUGUUAGUUAUCACAAAUAAUAUCCUAUUGUGUUGUUUGAAAUGUUUUUGUAACAGAGGUUCGUUCAAACAAUAUAAUAUUUUUCGCCAAAAAGUCCAUAAUCAUUCUGAGAAGUUUCGUUCGUUCAAAUGUGUAAGAAGUAGUUUUUUUAGCUUUGCGGUUUAAAUUUCAGAAUAUAAAUGGUACACUGUAGUUUGGUCGAAAUUUUAUCGCCGAGAAGAUUUUUCAAGAAUUCUCCGACAAUUUUGAGAAUUUAUUCAAUCGUCUGAAGAAUGGUAUGCAAAUAAUUGGAUGAGUAGAUCCGUUUCUUAUGAACCUUCCUUAAAGGCUGUGCGUUUUAUAUGAAGAACAACUUUGAGAUAAUUUUUAUUAGUUUGAGGGUAUUGAAUGUCUUAUAGUGAAAAUUUAAAUUUGAAAAAUAUGUAAAAAAAAAACAAACGUGGCUGUGAAUUAUUGAAGCUCAUUUUGUAACUUGAGUAAAUGAGAAAAAAUGUACUGUUGAACAUAAAAAAACCUGUUACAAAAACAAGAAGUUGAACUUAGUUUUCAGGGCAGUCUUCAUCCAAUAUCACUGCUCCUCGAAAAUUAUUUAAAAGAAUACUAGUUUUAACUUAUUCAUUGAAAUUUGAUAGAAAAACAUAGGUCUACCAAAUUUAUAUUCAACAAAACAUCCCGUUAUUGAAUAUUAAAUAUCACUAGAUUUGAUAUAUUUUCUGCUUUCAUGUUCUAUUGUUUUCAUUUCCAAAGAAAAUAUUGAUAACAAAAUGAAUGUGAGAAUGAUAUAUUCAAUUACAGAGUAAAAGAAAGUCCGGCAUCUCCAAAGUUAAGACUUCUUGCCUGGCAUAGCUCUCAAAUGCUAAUUUUUAGCAUUCUCAAGUUUUGCAAAUUUCUACAGUACCUAUCAAAGAAUUGCACCAAACAAAAUUUUACCAAAAAAAAAACAUGUUAAAAAACAGCUUCACCAUCGUCAUUUUGUGAACUCGAUGUUGAUAUAGUUGUUCUGAUGAGCAAUUAUGAAUUUAAAUCGUCUUUUGGAUCCAGCAUUUUGGAAAUAUCCCUAGUAGUGAAUACCUCUUAUAGAAGAAGUUAUUUUAGGACCAACCAUGUAGACACGAAUCGUUUGUAAAUUUCCAUAAGCUGGUAGUGUUUAAUAAUUUUACAGAAUGUAUUUAUAAUAUAUUUUAUUCCAUGAAA